Messenger RNA from Zeugodacus cucurbitae (melon fly), 3900 nucleotides. RefSeq lists its product as uncharacterized. Gene Ontology annotation, biological process: negative regulation of BMP signaling pathway; negative regulation of transcription by RNA polymerase II. The record is from RefSeq and is a predicted model, not a curated record. Gene Ontology annotation, cellular component: transcription regulator complex; nucleus. The coding region runs from base 54 to 2696 and encodes 880 amino acids. Lineage: Eukaryota; Metazoa; Arthropoda; Insecta; Diptera; Tephritidae. Gene Ontology annotation, molecular function: SMAD binding; RNA polymerase II cis-regulatory region sequence-specific DNA binding; DNA-binding transcription factor activity, RNA polymerase II-specific. The transcript has 3 exons.
ACGCGAAAUAACGUCUACAUUACAAAUGAAUUUGGGUUCAACUUAAGGAUACAAUGAAUAAAGUGCGCAUUGCAAGCUUCGUUGCAACUCCUGUGAUCUACUCAACAACGACCGACCCAUCGAAUAAGAAAAAAACAAAUGCCGCAUCGAAAUCGUCAACUUUGAAAGGCUGUCAAACAAUGUCAACGAUGAAAACGAAUCACGUUAGCACUGUACUUCUCUAUGACAUCCCAAUAGUAUCACUUUAUAUCGAGGGUCAGGAGCGUUUGUGUUUAGCGCAGAUAUCUAACACACUGCUCAAACAGUAUAGCUAUAAUGAAAUACAUAACCGUAGAGUCGCUCUCGGUAUCACCUGUGUGCAAUGUACGCCAGUACAGUUGGAGAUUUUGCGACGUGCUGGCGCAAUGCCGAUUAGUUCGCGGCGUUGCGGCAUGAUUACACGACGUGAAGCCGAACGUUUGUGUAAAAGCUUUCUCGGGGACAAUGCACCGCCUAGACUACCUGAAGAUUUCGCUUUUACCGUGUAUCACAAGUGCGCUUGGGGUUGCCGCGGCUCAUUUCUACCAUCGCGUUACAACUCCUCGCGUGCGAAAUGCAUAAAAUGUUUCUAUUGUGGCAUGUUCUUUUCGCCAAACAAGUUUAUUUUCCAUUCACACCGCAUCACGGCAGGUGACAAGUAUAUACAGCCGGAUGCGGCAAAUUUCAAUUCCUGGCGUCGUCAUAUGAUACUGAGCGGCCAUCCGCCCGAGGAAAUAGUGCAUGCUUGGGAGGAUGUUAAAGCCAUGUUUAACGGUGGUACGCGUAAACGGCUCAUGAGCCACAAUUCUUUGUCAGCACACACUACAGCAACCAUCCAGAGGCAGCAACAGCAAGAUAAGUUACAAGCUAGCAUAAGUGCUGCUGCGCCGGUCACAACAGCCUACGCAUGUGCGAAUGAAACCAGUAUCGCUAAAAAUAUUACGACAGCAACAAAAUCUACCGUUAACCAAUAUGAUUACCAAGACAUUGAUUUAACCUUACGAGGUAAUAGCAGUUUUUUGCCUCCUCAUAACUCAUCACCUGAGUCCAAGAAACGACAAUGUGAACCGAUUGAACAGAAUGUUGGCACAGUAACAGCUGCGGCUAUGGUCGGUGUCACAGCCGUUGCGGCUGCAGUAGGUGCCGUGCGUCCAAUAAAUAUUAGCAACACAACGACACAUGGUGUUUCAUAUCAUGGGAGAACUAGCAGUGUUUCCACAUUGCAACUGAGUGAGGGAAAUGAACAUGAAAUGUCUGUAAUGCCAUUGUCGCGUAAUUUCAUGAUGGACUACAUGUGGCAUGCACACACGGCGCAAAAAUCGAAUACAUCGGUCAACAAAAAUCGAAAUUACAACAAUGGUUAUAAUAUCACCGUGAGCCCAUUUGGGCUCACAGACUAUGCUAUGCAUUGGUUAAGAACGCCACCAAUUGGCAGCAAUAAAGAAUUUUUCUCACAACUGCCCCUGGUCGCCACGUCGGACAGUGAGGGUGGCGAUUGUGAUGGCAAUAGCACCGCUUUGAGCCGAAAUUAUGUAAAAAAAAAUACUGCCCACGAGUUAGGUCCUCUCAAUAACUUGGUCGAUGCAAACACAGCUUUUAUACCGCAAUUCGUCACGGCAUCGGCAUUCAAACCAGUUUGCCAACAAAACAAACUGAAUGUCUUCAAUGCUGUGGCUGCGGUAACGGUAGCAGCGACAACUACUGCUUUGGCUACCUCAUCCGUUUACUCUACCGCUACAAUAUCGACAGGUGCUCAAACUGCAAUCAAAUCAAAUGAAAUUAAUUUCAGCGGUUUGCCAGCUGAAAAUAUGACGCGUUUAAAGUCAGUUUCGCCGUUACUGAUUGAUGCUAGUUUAACAAAUGCAGGCGCAACGGAAGCGCUCGCCUUGAAAGUGCACGCUAACUUCCGUGCUGUAGGUUCAAAUAAUUUACAAUUUCGUCGAUGCGUACCACAAGCAACCGCACACUCGCAAUUAGCGCUUCCCAUGCCGCCGGGCUCGCCAUACCGAGCACCAUCGUUAGAUGACGGUGAUAACAACAACGAUCCCGAUGAUGAUGAGAUGGUUGACAUUGAAACGACAGAAGAUGAUUUGCAGCCUAGCAAAAGUUUUAAAAUAGCUCUAAGUAUGUCCUCAUGUCAUCAUCAACCUGCUGAUACGCCCACGCUUGCAUCAUUACAUACCAAUCCGCAUAAUACCGGGAAGCCUGUUGUAACGGCAGCAGAGCCCGUUUGGACCACGCUAUCAGUGUCUCGCAUAUCGCCGGAUUAUUAUAAAAAUGAAAAAAUUGGUGCAAAUGUACAACCAGCGCAAAUGUUACAAAAUCAUGUAACACACGCCAAUAUCAAUGCAGAAACCGUUAACUUUGAUAACAUCGUUAAGCAGCAGGUGGACCCAAAUGUCUAUACUAAAAACAGCAAUAACAAUCAUCGAAAAGUGGAAAAUAAUUGCGCACGGUUUCGACAAUCGCCAGUGCAUAGCAGUACAUCCAACGAUAGUUUAUAUGCGUCAGCAAAAGAUGAAAGCAUCAAAAAUGCCACUAACUCCAUUGAAAUCGUGAACACCAACAGUAUAACCCACCAACACCAUGCGUAUAAUUUGGGGUCAUCAUUGGUAUGGAAGAAACUCUUGAGCUCAGAGGUAAGGCCUCACGUUAUCAUUGUUGUUUAUGGUAAAUAGCAAACAUUUCAGUUAAAUUAAGAAUUGAUUUUAUUUAUUACCUAAAACUAAAUGAGUUAGAUAUAGAGCUAUGUAUGUAUAUCCCAUGAUCACAACGAAGAGUGGAGUUGAUUUCCACGCCCACAAAAUGGCGUUAAGUGAAAGAUUAUAAAGCAGAUGUACCCAAAAACAGGUAUGUUAUUAUAAAUUAAAGUAAAGUGGUGUUGGUUUAUUAUUUGGGCCUACUAAGAACCCUUGGCGUCAACUUCGUCCUUUAGUCUUAGAUAGCCGCUUCACUUAUUCGUUAUGGAUACUCGUAAAUUUUUCUUCGUCUCUGUUACCGCUAACGAGAUCAACCGAGCACAUAGGCGGUAUUUCCUUCAACCCGCACAGAGGAAAUUCUGUUGGCCACCUAUUGGGCUGGAGGCUUGCUGGCAAACUCAGCAUCGGGUUCGGGUCAUCCAACUUAAAUAACAUGAUUAUAGAAACCAGGCGGCACUAUGCUCCUUGCAGGAGUAAUGUGAACAAAUAUAACGCUUGAACAGACGUACAAAGAGAAGAAACGGAUUCCUAGUCGCCACGUCAUUCUGAUCAUUUCAUAUAAUUCGUCUAGUUUUACGUGUUACAACCGUCUGAUGAACGAAAUUAUUAUAUACGUUCAACAUGUUGCGAGGGAUUGUACGGAUCAUCAGCGGUGCCAUGACGAAACGGUUAGAGUUGCGCGUGAUGAGCGAUAUUGCCAUUUUUAAUUCACUGUGAUUUUAUAUUUCGAUCACACCUAAAAACAAAUUUAUGAAAAUUUCUACGCCACAUUUAUUUUUAAUAUUCAACAUAUUUUCCAUUACACUAUCUAUUUAUUUAUAGAAUCAGGGCAUAUCAUAAAGCGUUAUGCCUAUUAUAUAAUAUAAAUAUCUAUUUAUUGUUUUAUCUAGAUAUGAAUACGUCAACAACAAGCUCGAAGCCGCCGUUACCAACUAAAUAUAAUUGAAGUCGGUCUGGUGUCAGAUAAGGAGUAUAAAAACGUUUUUACUGAAAUUUCAACUUUUCACCAGACGAAGUGAUUGCAGCACCGCCCGUUUAAUAUGCCUGCAGAGUUGACGCUAAUAAGCAUAUGACAACGUAUAUUUCCAUUAAUAAUAUUUUGUUAUCCUGUCUUUAAAAACUUAUUCAAUAUAUGUCAUAGUAUUUAUUAGAACAAAUACUUAAAAAAAUUAUGUAUGAUAUA